GCUUUUAACUACAGAAAUAAACCAGAUAAACUCUGAAUAUGAAGUCCUGCAGAUGCAGUCUUGCAAGAUGAAACAAGAUGACCAAAACAAAAAUGACAAAACUGAGAGAAUUCAAAAGGUCCGCAGUAUGUGGACACUUAUAAUGGAAAUGCUUACAUCUCUGAAAAAGGAAAAGGAAGUUGUGGAUUCUGUACUUGAAGAGCGUGAUGGUCGGUGUAUUUUAGAUGGAACUAACGUUGUUUUCAGUGUUCCAGAAUUGUUGGUUCACAAAGUUGAAAAUGACAUACACCAAUGUUGUACAGGAAAUGUAUAUGAAGCUGAAAAACUGAAUUUCUUAACAGUUAUUCAGUUAUUAAAUGAAGCUUUGAGGACAUUGAGAGAUGCAUAUUUUCAAUCUGAAGUAAAAAAACAACUUCAGGUCUUUGAGAAUAAGCUUAUGCUCCACAAUGAAGUACUACAGGCUUUGGAAGCAAAGAGGCUACGAGAUGAACAGCAUUGUGUGUCAGUGACUGGAUCUAUUUCUACAAAACAGAAAUACUGGGAAGUGAAGUGGAAAAGCUUUCUUCAGCUGUGUCCUUUUGAUUUUAUCUUGGAUCAGGAUCCAGAACUUGAUUUAAGAGCUUUGUCACCCCAUUCUUGUAAUCUUGCAGAAGAUGAUGAUGAUGAUGAUAGCGUCUUUUGUCAAUAUAUAGUAUCAAAUCCAGAUUUUUGUGACUCUAUUCCUGAAGUAUGUUCUAAGAAAGAUGAUGAGGCAUUGGAAACUGUGAUGGGUGAUGAAGCAUUGGAAACUAUGAUGGAUGAGUCAACACCAUCACCAGGAUGCCCCUUUCCUCCCCGCUCCCCCUUCCCUGCAAGGAUCUCAUCAGUGCCUUUGGAGGAGUUGUCAAAAGCAUCUGAAAACACAGAUGUGCUAAUUGAAAAGAACUUUCAUAUUGAAACUUGCAAGGAGGGAAAAAAUUCUGUCCCUCCACACAUCUUAAAAAAUGAAAAGGAUGAGUCCACCGUGUCAAAAGUACGGGAGAAUGCAGAUGGUCAUGUUAUCCAGACAGAGUCUCCUGUCAAAAAAGAAGACCCUCUUAAGAAAGCCAUAGAUGACCUGGCAGAAGAGGUUGCAAAAACAGUGAUAGCUGAGUCAUCUCAGAGUGGUGAAGGAAAAGCAAUGGGAUUAGAAGAUCUCAUUAGCUCACUGGCUUUUAACCCAUUUCUAACAAGGAAACAAAUUCCCAGAACGCCAGAAAAUCUGCUUACUGAAAUUAGAAGUUCAUGGAGAAAAGCUAUUCAGACUGAGGGUUCAUCAGACACAGAGCUGGCCGCAACUGAAGUAGUGACAGAAGAUGCUCCCAUGGAUGUUAGACCUAUAAUGCAGAAGGCUGCAGACUCUAGUUUCCUGUCCUCUAUCCUUGCAUCUCCUGUACCUGACUUUGAUCCUCCCUUGUCAGAAAGGAAGUCCCAAUUAAGUUCUACAGAAGUUAGACCUCAAAAGGAGAUAAGUCAUAACAUUGAAUCUCUAAUUUCAGAAACUUCUAGAAUGCGAGAGAGUGAGGGAACUGAAGAACAGGAAUUAAAAUAUAUUGUUUUAAACAAAAGUUCUGUAGAAGAUCCAGAAGAACAGACUUUUCAAUAUGUAAAGAAGAGCAUGAAUAAUGCAGAUACUUGUUCAGAAAACAAUAGUAGAACAAAUGUUCUACCUUCAGACCACUCUCUGGGAUCCUUAAUGGAUGGGACACUGCCCUGCAAUGUACCUCCAUUGUUAAGUUCUAUCAGAUGUGAAGUUUCCUCUCUGAGUAUAUUGGAUGAGUCAUUUCCAGAAGAACUUGUUAGCAUGGAUCCUAACAGAUCUGCAAGCUUAGAGCCUGAUUGUGCUGUAAUAGACAGCACAUAUGUAACAGGUGGCUCAGAAAAUGAGGAUAUUAAAAAAUCAAAGCUAGACCUACAGUCCCUCUUCAACACAUAUAAAGCGCUGGAAGAGACUACAUCUAGAAGUGAAGAGGAGCUGCAUCAAGCGCAUAAAGGAGGUGAAUCUGUAAGUUGUAGACCAGACCUAAGUCUUGCACCAGAAGAAAGAGAUGAAUUGUAUGGUCCUCUAGAACUCUUCUGCUUGGGAGAGGAAUUUACCAAGAUGCCAUCGCCAGUAUCUCUUGAUGAAAGAAAAUAUUCCCUGUCAUCUUUGCUGGUGUCCUGUCAACAUCUGGAGGAAAUGGCAUCAAUGGUACAUGAAAUCCCAUUAGACUUAAUACAUAAAUUGAAGGAUAAAGAGCAAUUGAAUGAGAAGUGGGGCACGAAGGAAACAUCGUCAUGA
Balearica regulorum gibbericeps (East African grey crowned-crane) is the source of this 2299-nucleotide messenger RNA. NCBI's taxonomy places the organism in Eukaryota, Metazoa, Chordata, Aves, Gruiformes, Gruidae. The record is from RefSeq and is a predicted model, not a curated record.